AUGGAAUCUAUGCUUUCGCGGCUAACUUCCGGUUCCAUCUGUUCGUCCUUGCCAUUAUUAACUCCAACUGCAGUUUGGUCAAUUCCAAUCACUCCUCCAAGCCCAACAACAUCCAAACUCCUCUUUCCUUCCCCCGCAGUAUGUAGAUGCAAGAACUUAGAACAGCCGGAGCUUCUCCCAGGACUUCCGAAAGAGUAUUAUGACGAUGAAUGGCAAGCACGACAAAGGGAGAAAACCAAGGAGUUUCAUCGGAUGCGGCAAGAGGAAGAGGAUGAAGAAGAAAGGAUAGUGGAUGAAUACAGAGAAAUUGCAUUACGGCUUAGAAAUUAUCCUCAAGAAGACCUCGUCAAGGCCAGGUUGUUGGUUGCCGACUUCAUUAAAUCAGCUGAAGAAGUUGAAGAGAAAAUCGAGGAAGCUGCUGAAAAGGGAGAGCUCAAUGAACUUGUUCUGCUGGUCAUAUGGAAUCGCCUUGAUCUUGCUCGGCGUGAUGAUGAAAAAGAUGCUAUUCGAAGUCUUGAUCUUUUGUAUAGGAGGGUUGAGACUGAGAUCUUGAAACGGGAGGCAACACCUGCCAUGAGGCUGCUUAAUGACCUAUUAAAUUUGCAUGAUGGAUUUGAUGAUCAAAGUUGGCUGAAGGAGUGUAAAAAGCGCAUGAUUGACACAUUCCCACGAGAGGAUCCGUUUAGCAUCCUUGUUCCACCUGGAUUCGACAUUGACAAGCAUGAAGGGCCAUUGGCUCCAGCCCUUGCCUUGGAAGCCAAUGAUGUUCUUUUAAGAGUAGAUUUUGUGCGGGAGGUUGACGAAUUGUUGCGAGAAGUUCGUGUGGAGCAGGACGAAAUGCAAAAUUCGCAAGGCCUUGAUCCUGAAUCUGUUGCAUUUAGAUUGAAGCAUCAGGAGAAGCAGAGAGCCAUUCACCAAGUGGAAGCUUUGUUGGAUCUGGCUGUUAACUUGAAUUGGUAG
Molecule: messenger RNA, 960 nt
Organism: Oldenlandia corymbosa var. corymbosa
Lineage: Eukaryota; Viridiplantae; Streptophyta; Magnoliopsida; Gentianales; Rubiaceae
Source: the annotation of a GenBank genome assembly